Malania oleifera is the source of this 1358-nucleotide messenger RNA. RefSeq names its product putative 4-hydroxy-4-methyl-2-oxoglutarate aldolase 2. Gene Ontology annotation, molecular function: ribonuclease inhibitor activity. The coding region runs from base 399 to 899 and encodes 166 amino acids. The record is from RefSeq and is a predicted model, not a curated record. Lineage: Eukaryota; Viridiplantae; Streptophyta; Magnoliopsida; Santalales; Ximeniaceae. Gene Ontology annotation, biological process: regulation of RNA metabolic process. The transcript is spliced from 3 exons.
AAGACUUGGUUUUCUUAUUGUUAUUGUUAUUGUUGUAGAUUAUGCUAAACGCUAUGUCUCGGCCAAGGCCCCAUUCACAUAGAUUCUUGCGUGUGGGCCCCGAGAGUCCGAGACAAGGCUUUUUGACAAAUGGAGCCUAACACCGUUGGAUCCUCAUCACACCCAACUUCCUCACUUCGUCUCUCCUACGUUCAUUUGAAGGUUAGAUCUUCACUCCGAGUAUAGACUUCAGAGUCAGCUGUCGUUCGCUCUUCCGCUCCAGUCAAAUAGACCCAGGAUGAAGGCUUAGCGCAUGGGGCUUAAUUGAAGAUUUUAAUUUCCGAAUCUGUUGCUAGGAAUUAUUGUUCCAGUUGGUGUUGAUAAAGUGACCAAAGUUAACUCCACCUGAAAAGAAUAAAAUGGCAUUUGUUACAACUGCUGAAGUUUGUGAUGCAAAUCCCCAACUUAUUGUGAGUGGUGAGCUUCGAGCACUUGAGCCGAUAUUCCAGAUAUAUGGUCGGCGCCAAGUAUUUUCUGGACCUAUAGUUACCCUCAAAGUGUUUGAAGACAAUGUUUUAGUUCGUGAGUUUCUUGAGGAAAAGGGAAAUGGCAGAGUUCUUGUUGUUGACGGGGGAGGAAGUAAGCGGUGUGCAAUAUUGGGGGGCAAUCCUGUGGUACAAGCUCAGAAUAAUGGAUGGGCGGGUAUAGUGGUCAAUGGCUGUGUGAGGGAUGUUGAUGAGAUAAAUGGGUGUGAUAUUGGAGUGAGAGCUUUGGCUUCACAUCCAAUGAAAGCUAACAAGAAGGGGGUUGGGGAGAAGCAUGUUCCGAUUAGCAUUGCCGGCACUAGAAUCUCCGACGGAGAGUGGCUUUAUGCAGACACAGAUGGAAUUCUGAUUUCUCAAACAGAGUUAUCCGUCUGAGCGUUCUUCCUUGCAAAUGUCUUUUAAGUCGUGUGUGUGAUGCUUUGUUUGUAGACUAUGUGAGUUCAUGUUUGGAACGUUUGGCAAAACAAUUGCCUCUGUUUAUAUGCUUCUUCAUUCAGAGUGAUGCUACUUCAAUAGAAACUCAUGCUUUCAAAAAGGGCUGUUGCUUUUUGCUAAAGAUUUGGGUUUGCAAGAAGAUUUGCUUGGAGGUUAUGUUUCUGUUUGGAAUCACUCUAAAAGAACUUCCUGCACUGAUCUGUCAUAUGCUUCAACCACUUCAGCAGCACUUCAGCAGCAGUCUGGUAUAUAUAAUAAAUGGGAUCUUACUAGGACUGGCAACUUGUUGCCACUUCCACUUGUAUGGCCUACAAUAAUUGAUCUUUGCUUGUUCCAUCAACAAUUUAUUUUCAUUUUGCUCCAUCAUUAUAUUGACAUUUCACUCUGGCAUAUCUUUCA